GCUUUUGGAAAUUUCCUGCAGCAAGAACAAGAACAUUUGCUCAUUAUCAUCAUCAGCCAUGGAACAGCCCUCGACCACAACCCACAUAGCCAUCGUACCAACGCCGGGCAUGGGCCAUCUCAUCCCUCUCGCUGAGUUUGCCAAGAGACUCAUCCACCGCCACAGCUUCUCGGUCACCUUCGUCAUCCCCAACGACGGCUCCCCGGCCAAGGCCCAGAGGUCCCUCCUCGACUCCCUCCCUCCCUCCAUCACCUACGUCUUCCUGCCCCCAGUCUGCUUCGACGACCUCCCCGCCGAGACCACCCGCAUCGAGACCAUCGUCGCCCUCACGCUGGCGCGCUCCGUCCCUUCCCUCCGUGACGAGGUGCGGAGGCUAAAGGAGUCCACGAGGCUCGUGGCCCUCGUCGCCGACCUCUUCGGCACCGACUCCUUCGAUGUGGCCCAGGAGUUCAACGUCUCCCCUUACAUUUUCUUCCCCACCACGGCCAUGUGCCUGUCGCUGUUCCUUCACUUGCCGAUGCUGGACGAAGCGGUCUCUUGCGAGUACAGGGACUUGCCCGAGCCGGUGAAGAUACCCGGUUGCAUACCCAUCCACGGGAAGGACCUGCUCGACCCGGUCCAAGACCGCCGCAACGACGCCUACAAGUGGGUCCUCCACCACGCGAGGCGGUACAGGCUGGUGGAGGGGAUCUUGCUAAAUAGCUUCGAGGAGCUCGAACCAGGGGCGGUCGAGUACCUGAAACGGGAAGAGCCCGGGAGGCCGCCGGUCUACCCGGUGGGACCGCUGGUGAACAUGGAGCAGAGCAGCAAGUCUGACGGCUGGGAGUGCCUAAAGUGGCUGGACGAACAGCUCGACGGUUCGGUCGUGUACGUGUCGUUCGGGAGCUGGGGGACCCUCUCGUACGACCAGAUUCAAGAGCUGGCUUUGGGAUUGGAAAUGAGCGAGCACAGGUUCUUGUGGGUGGUGAGGGACCCUAACGACAAGGCGGCCAACGCCACCUACUUCACCGUGUACAGCCAAAACGAGCCGUUCCAAUUCUUGCCCAAAGGCUUUCUCGAGAGGACCAAAGGUAGGGGCUUGGUGCUGCCGUCGUGGGCCCCGCAGGCCCAGGUCCUGGCCCACCGCUCAACCGGCGGGUUCCUCACCCACUGCGGCUGGAACUCGACCCUCGAGAGCAUUGUCAACGGCGUGCCCCUCGUCACCUGGCCGCUCUACGCCGAGCAGAGGAUGAAUGCGCUCAUGCUGACCCAGGACAUCAAGGUGGCACUGAGGCCGAGUGCCGACCCGGAGAGCGGCCUGGUGGGGAGGGAUGAGAUCGCCAGGGUCGUGAAGCGCCUGAUGGAGGGCGAAGAAGGGAAGAGGAUUCGGAACCGCAUGAAGGACCUCAAGGACGCGGCGGCCAAAGUGAUCGGCAAAGACGGGUCCUCCACAAGGGCACUCUCCGAGUUGGCUCUCAAAUGGAAGGCCAAACUCAUAAAUCAACUCCAUUAGAAUCGUGUCGUAUCAUAUGAUGCCUUGUUUAAAGUCAACAGUGGAGUUGUUUUUUUCAGUUUUUGUUUGUUUCCUCUAUGCCCCUUGUUGUGGUAAGUCCUCUCCACGUGCAUGUGGGGAAUAGCUCUGUACUGCCAUUUUCCCGUCGAUGUAUAUGCUCAGCAUUUCACUUUCCAGUCUAAAUCGA
Molecule: messenger RNA, 1679 nt
Organism: Eucalyptus grandis
Lineage: Eukaryota; Viridiplantae; Streptophyta; Magnoliopsida; Myrtales; Myrtaceae
Product: hydroquinone glucosyltransferase
Exons: 1
Coding region: 59-1492 (477 amino acids)
Molecular function (GO): UDP-glycosyltransferase activity
Source: RefSeq, a predicted model, not a curated record